This is a messenger RNA of Quercus lobata, 1609 nucleotides long. RefSeq names its product tryptophan--tRNA ligase, cytoplasmic. Gene Ontology annotation, molecular function: ATP binding; tryptophan-tRNA ligase activity. Gene Ontology annotation, biological process: tryptophanyl-tRNA aminoacylation. Gene Ontology annotation, cellular component: cytoplasm. NCBI's taxonomy places the organism in Eukaryota, Viridiplantae, Streptophyta, Magnoliopsida, Fagales, Fagaceae. The transcript has 12 exons. Bases 182 to 1417 code for a protein of 411 amino acids. The record is from RefSeq and is a predicted model, not a curated record.
UAAUUCCUUUCUUCCCCACAAAAUAAAAUUACAAAACGGCACCCUACUCCCCCACUAACAUAGAGGCACCUAUCACCGCCGUCGACCAGAAGAGCCCAACCCAUCACCGCCGUCGCAGAGCUACCGGCGUCGUCUUCCCCCUCCUACGCCGGCGUCUGAGUCCUCUUUCGCAGAGUAGUAGAUGGAUAGCAAAGCAGCAGAGAGAGGAGCAUCAGAAAAUGAAAAGGAAACACCACAAGAACAAGAGCAAGAGCAAGUGGUGAAUCCAUGGGAAGUGGCGGCCAAGGACGGUGGCAAGAUCGACUACGACAAGCUUAUUGAUAAGUUUGGCUGUCAAAGGCUUGACCCAUCCCUCAUUGACCGCGUUGAGCGUCUCACCUCUCGACGUGCCCACGUGUUUCUCCGUCGUGGCGUCUUCUUUGCCCACCGGGACUUCAAUGAGAUACUGGAUGCAUAUGAGAGGGGUGAGAAGUUUUAUCUAUACACGGGAAGAGGUCCCUCUUCAGAAGCUUUGCACUUAGGGCAUUUGAUUCCCUUCAUGUUCACUCAAUAUUUGCAAGAGGCCUUUAAGGUUCCUCUUGUUAUACAACUAACUGACGAUGAGAAGUUCUUGUGGAAAAAUCUGACAGUGGAGGAGAGCAGGAGGCUAGCCAGGGAGAACGCCAAGGACAUCAUUGCUUGUGGUUUUGACAUCAGGAGAACCUUCAUCUUCUCUGAUUUUGAUUAUGUUGGAGGUGCAUUCUAUAGGAACAUGGUGGAAAUUUCAAAGCGUGUAACAUGUAAUCAGGUUGUAGGCAUUUUUGGUUUCAUUGGUGAAGAUCAUAUUGGAAAAUAUAGUUUUCCACCUGUACAGGCAGCUCCCUCAUUUCCUAGUUCAUUUCCGCACCUAUUUUCUGGCAAGGACAAUCUCCGUUGCUUAAUUCCUUGUGCAAUUGACCAGGAUCCUUAUUUUAGAAUGACACGAGAUGUUGCACCUCGAAUCGGAUAUCACAAGCCUGCAUUGAUUGAGUCAUUAUUCUUCCCUGCCCUGCAGGGGGAGACAGGAAAAAUGUCAGCUAGUGAUCCAAAUUCUGCCAUAUAUGUCACUGAUUCUGAAAAAGUCAUAAAGAAUAAGAUAAACAAAUAUGCAUUCUCUGGUGGUCAAGAUUCAAUAGAGAAACACCGUCAACUUGGAGCAAAUCUUGAGGUUGAUAUACCAAUUAAGUACUUAAGUUUUUUCCUAGAGGAUGAUGCCGAGCUUGAACACACUAAAAAGGAGUAUGGUUCUGGACGCAUGCUUACGGGUGAGGUAAAGCAGCGGCUUAUUGAAGUUUUGACUAAACUGGUAGAAAGACAUCGUAGGGCUCGAGCUGCUGUGACUGAUGAGAUGGUGGAUGCUUUUAUGGCAGUGAGACCUCUUCCCAAUAUGUUCAACUAAUUUUGAGAUGUUGAACCAGUCAAUACUGAUCUCUCCAAGAUUUGUCACAAAAAUUCUUCUUUUCCUUGGAUAACAUUCAUUUCUCAACUUCAAGGUUCUUAAAUUUCAUUGGUUUCACAGCAAGUGUAUCAUCUUUGUUAAACAAAUUUCAACGACCAAUAUAUAGUACAAAAUUAAUUAAUACCCUUAAAA